Molecule: messenger RNA, 2226 nt
Organism: Leptosomus discolor (cuckoo roller)
Lineage: Eukaryota; Metazoa; Chordata; Aves; Leptosomiformes; Leptosomidae
Source: RefSeq, a predicted model, not a curated record
AGCCACGGCGCCAACCCCUGGGCCAAGGUCGCCGGCUCCAAGUUCACCCGGGACUUCAUCCUCAUCUCCGAGUUCUCGGAGCAAGUGGGGCCUCAGCCCCUGCUGACCAUCCCCGAUGAUGCUAAAGUGUCGGGCACUUUCGAUCUCAAUUAUUUUUCCCUUCGGAUCAUGUCUGUGGAUUACCAGGCUUCCUUCGUGGGGCACCCUCCCGGCUCUGCCUACCCGAAGCUGAACUUCGUGGAGGAUUCCAAGGUGGUGCUGGGGGACUCGAAGGAAGGGGCCUUCGCCUACGUCCACCACUUGACUCUGUACGACCUCGAAGCCAGGGGUUUCGUGAGGCCCUUCUGCAUGGCUUACAUUUCUGCCGACGAGCACAAAAUCAUGCAGCAGUUCCAGGAACUCUCCGCUGAGUUCUCCAAAGCCUCCGAAUGCCUCAAGACGGGGAACAGGAAAGCUUUUGCUAAUGAACUGGAAAAGAAACUGAAAGAUCUCGACUACACCAGGACUGUCCUGCACAACGAAACCGAGAUACAGAAGAAAGCCAACGACAAAGGGUAUUACACCACGCAAGCCAUCGAGAAGGCCAACGAGCUGGCCAGCGUGGAGAAGUCUAUCAUCGAGCACCAAGAUCUGCUGAAGCAGAUCAGGUCGUAUCCCUACAGGAAGCUGAAGGAAUCCGACUUCCACCCCUACGAGCCGGAGGGUGCGCUGGAUCAGGCCGAGGCGGGCUGCGAUCAGGACCUGCCUCCCUCCGACCUGGCUGAGCCCGGCGAAACGCGCCUUUACGCCCACGCGCCCUCCUACACCCCCAAGCUCAUCAAGGCCAAGUCUGCCAAGUGCUUCGACAAGAAGCUGAAGACGCUGGAGGAACUCUGCGAUAUUUAUUUUUUCACCCAAACCCUUGACCAGUUGCAUCAGAUCGAGAGGACUUUCAGGGGUGACGUGUGCUACCUCCUGACCGAGCAGAUCAGCAGGGCGCUCCUGAAGCAGCAGAGCGUCACGAACUUCCUCUUCGAGGAUGUGUCUUUUCUGGAUGAAAAGCCACCCGAAAACCAGUACGGUGGCUGCCAGGGGCUCAGCCAAGAUGCCAUCGAUAGAAAGUGUUUGGAGGAGUCCCCCGCUCCUAAAGUGGUCAUCAGCCUGGGAUCCUACAAGUCCAGCGUGGAGUGUGUGCCCAUCAAGAUGGAGCAGGAAAUCGAGGACACCCAAGACCCCAAAACAGCCGAGUCCGUCCCCUUCGAGCACCAGGACAACCUGGACUAUCUCGAUGCGGAUCUUAAAGGCAGCAUCAGCAGCGGGGAGAGCAUCGAGGUGCUUGGAACGGAGAAGUCGGCCUCCGGCUUGCCCAAAUCGGAGAGCCAGGCCAGCCUGCCCGUCAGCCCCAGCCCCCAGGCGGGCAGGAGCAAGGUGGGCAGCCGGAGGACCGUCAGCGAGGACAGCAUCGAGGUUCUCAGCACGUGUCCCUCCGAGGCGCUCAUCCCGGAGGAUUUCAAAGCGAGCUACCCAAGUGCCAUUAACGAGGAGCCGUACGCCGACGAUGAAGAGGGAGGCCUUCGUUUCACCCCCAAACUAAACCCCGACGAGCAGGAAGACGUUUCAAAGCAGGAGAACUUAGUGCAGGUUGAUUCCACCUGUUGUAUCGGGAAGGAGAGUCCCAGCUUCCUCGAGCCUCUGCCAGACCUGGGGCAGAAGCCCUGCGACGAGGACGGGGUGGUCAGGAUCCCCCCGCAGCCAUCCCGGCAGGCUGAGCAGGGGCUACGCGGGGGGUUCCCCUCCCCCGACGGCAUUUCGGGGGGGCUCCUUCCCUACGAGCUUGAUUCUCGCUACCUGACGGGCAGCAGGGAGGUCAGUAAGAGCAGCCUGGACGAGUGCUCGGACUCCACGAGCUACAUCAGCAGCGCCGCCUCCACGGGCUCCGACAGGACCCCUUCCCCCGCUCACCCCGCCUGCCAGGCGAGCGAAAGGCACAAAAAAAAGGCCGGCCAGAGCGCGCUGCGGUUCAUCAGGCAGUAUCCCUUCGCUCACCCCGCCAUCUACUCCCUGCUCAGCGGGAGGACCCUGGUCGUGCUGGGGGAAGAGGAGGCGAUCGUCAAGAAGCUCGUGACGGCGCUCUCCAUCUUCGUGCCGAGCUGCGGCGUGGACGCCAAGCCCGUGAAGCACUGGGUCACCUCCCCUCUGCACCUCGUGGAUUUCCAGAAGUGGAAGCUGAUCGGGCUGCAGAGGUAA